Molecule: messenger RNA, 1020 nt
Organism: Cladophialophora psammophila CBS 110553
Lineage: Eukaryota; Fungi; Ascomycota; Eurotiomycetes; Chaetothyriales; Herpotrichiellaceae
Exons: 1
Coding region: 1-1020 (339 amino acids)
Biological process (GO): carboxylic acid metabolic process
Molecular function (GO): catalytic activity
Source: RefSeq, a predicted model, not a curated record
AUGACGUCGAUGGACAAAGUCUUCGCCGCCUACGAGGCGCGCAAGGCCGUGCUCGAGAAGUCCGCCAACCCGCUCGCCCAGGGGGUGGCCUGGGUCGAGGGCCAAAUAGUUCCGAUCUACGAGGCGCGCAUCCCGCUGCUGGACCAGGGAUUCCUGCACAGCGACCUGACAUACGACGUGCCGUCCGUGUGGGACGGGCGCUUCUUCCGGCUCGACGACCACCUGACCCGGCUGGAGAACAGCUGCGCGAAGAUGCGGCUGCGGCUGCCCUUGCCCCGCGAGGAGAUCAAGCGUGUCCUGUGCGAGAUGGUCGCCAAGAGCGGCAUGCGCGACGCCUUCGUCGAGCUGAUCGUCACGCGCGGCCUCAAGGGGGUGCGCGGCGCCGCACAGCCCGAGGACCUGUCCAACAGCCUGUACCUCUUCAUCUUGCCGUACAUCUGGGUCAUGGAGCCCGAGAUGCAGCGCCACGGCACAGGCAAGGCCAUCAUCGCGCGGACCGUGCGCAGGACGCCCCCGGGCUGCAUGGAUCCCACGGUCAAGAAUCUGCAGUGGGGCGAUCUGACACGGGGCAUGUUCGAGGCCAGCGACCGCGGCGCGAACUAUCCCUUCCUGACCGACGGAGACGGGAACAUCACGGAGGGCUCGGGUUUCAACAUCGUCCUGCUCAAGGAUGGCGUCCUCUACACGCCCGCGCGGGGCGUCCUCGAGGGCGUGACGAGGAAGAGCGUCUUUGACGUGGCCAAGAAGCUCGGCAUCGAGGUGCGUCUGGACUUCGUGCCCGUCGAGCUGGCGUACCAUUGCGACGAGAUGUUCAUGUGCACGACCGCCGGCGGCAUCAUGCCCAUCACGUCUCUCGACGGCGUGCCCGUCAAGGACGGCAAGAUUGGCCCGCUAACCACCAAGAUCUGGGAUCUGUACUGGGAUAUGCACUACGAUCCGGCCUACAGCUUUCCGAUCGACUAUGCCUAUGACUCUACCGGCGAGGUGAAAAAGAACGGCGUGAACGGCACGGCUCAUUAG